AUGAGUGUUAACAGGCGUUACACUUGGUUUCUUGCAAUCUUGAUUGGUUCGUUCUUUGGAUAUUACAUGGUAUUCAAGUCACCCUACUCUAUUAGUCAAGUACGCGCCCUCGUUCAUAAUCAAGAUCUAACUGCGAACCCUACGGAAAGAGUUGCUACCAACACUGCGGACAUUGCCGGUGAUGAACGCCUCCCAAUCGGCCAUUAUGUUUCUAGAUUUGACUCUGUAAUUGGAAAAGAGUUCAUUUUUGACAAUUCAACUUUAGCUGUGGUGAGAAGUGUUCUUCGGGAUCAAACGUUCAAGCGAAAGCCAAUCGAGUCCAUCGAUGCCAAGACGCCUUUUUUCGAUCUCCUGGCUCCUGUAACUGCGUGUUCAAGUAACCACUACAGAGAAUUCAAACCUCACAUCGAAGAUUUUAGAAAGAAUUUCCCUGGUAAGAAAUGUUAUUUUUACGAUCCUGGAUUUAGUGACGAGCAGAUCAGUGAAGUUAGAAAGAUGCCUGACAUUGUGUACAGAAAAUUCGACUUUAAUGCGUACCCACAACACAUUACUAACUUGCGUAAUUAUGCUUGGAAAGUACUGAUAAGUAAAGAAAUGCUCUCUGAAUUUGACGGAACAAUGUGGUUUGAUUCAUCUGUAAAAUUCAAUGGAAACCUAACCAAUGCUCUAAUAGAACUUAUGUCCCGCCAAAACACCGGACCAGUGUUUUACCUCAGGACAACCGGCCAUUCCAUAAUAGCAGCUACUCAGCCGGGAGUAGUAGCCUGGAGUACUUACCGAUUAUAA
Molecule: messenger RNA, 786 nt
Organism: Porites evermanni
Lineage: Eukaryota; Metazoa; Cnidaria; Anthozoa; Scleractinia; Poritidae
Source: the annotation of a GenBank genome assembly